Molecule: messenger RNA, 1170 nt
Organism: Naumovozyma dairenensis CBS 421
Lineage: Eukaryota; Fungi; Ascomycota; Saccharomycetes; Saccharomycetales; Saccharomycetaceae
Gene: HEK2
Product: Hek2p
Exons: 1
Coding region: 1-1170 (389 amino acids)
Biological process (GO): 3'-UTR-mediated mRNA stabilization
Cellular component (GO): cytoplasm; nucleus
Molecular function (GO): mRNA 3'-UTR AU-rich region binding
Source: RefSeq, a predicted model, not a curated record
AUGUCAUCUUCACCAUCUCAAGAACAACAACCUGAAACUGGAAACUUACCUGUUCCAACAAUCAAUCUAAGAAUUUUACUUUCAUUAAAGGAAGCUGCCAAAAUUAUUGGUCUAAAGGGAUCAACAAUUUCCAAAAUUAGAGAAAAUAAUACCGUGAAAAUUGGUAUCUCUGAUAAAGUCCCCGGUUGCUCAGAUCGUAUCUUAUCAUGUGCUGGUCCCAUUAAUAACGUCUCUAACGCAAUCGGUGAUUGUAUUGAAAUCUUAAAUGAAAUUGAUUUCGACACUAACGGGAACGUAUUACCUUCUUUAAAAUUAGAAAAAUAUUCUUUCCAUUUCUUAAAUAAUAUUUUACCACCUCCAUCUUCAGCUGAAUUGAAACCACCAUCUCAUGGAAACGACGAACAGCAACAAGAAGGAGAAGAAGAAGAGGAAGUUGCUGAAGAAGAAAUCGAUUUGAAUAAAAUCGGAACAGUAAGAUUGAUCAUAUCAAAUCAUCAUUUAUCAUCAAUCAUAGGUAAAGGGGGUAACAAAAUUAAAUCCUUGAUUAGUAAACAUGGUGUCAAAAUCGUCGCAUCAAAGGAUUUCUUACCUGAUUCACAAGAAAGAUUAUUAGAAAUUCAAGGAUUCCCAGGUUCAAUCACUAAUGUUCUAAUUGACGUGUGUGAAAUCUUAUUGAAUGAUAUCGAUGUCAAUUUUAUUCCUGAAAAACGUUAUUAUCCUCAUUUGUCUUAUAGUAAUUCUCAUCACAAUUCUCAUAAUAAUAAUAAUAAUAAUAAUACGGAUAAUAAUAACCCGCAAAACAAUGGGAACAAGCGUCAACGUGAUCAUGCUGAUGAUUACAAUAGUAAUAAUGAAUUCAAAAGAAACGUGAAAAUCCCUGAAAUUUACGUAGGUGCUAUUGUAGGGAAACAAGGUAAUAGAAUUGCUAAUUUAAGGAAAUUUACCAAGACCAAAAUCAUGAUCCAAAAGAGAGAUGGACAAGAUGAUCAUCAUAGUGAUAAUGACGAAGAAGAGAAUAGAAUAUUUACCAUAACUAGUAAUUUAGAGAAAAAUGUAGAACUAGCUGAAUCAAUGUUAUUAAGAAACUUGGACGCUGAAAUCCUUAGACGUCAAACUAAAUUCAAUAAUGAAACUAUUACUAGAAAUGAUAAUGAUAUCGAAAUGGAUUGA